Daphnia pulicaria is the source of this 1930-nucleotide messenger RNA. Its product is annotated as zinc transporter 1-like. Gene Ontology annotation, cellular component: membrane. NCBI's taxonomy places the organism in Eukaryota, Metazoa, Arthropoda, Branchiopoda, Diplostraca, Daphniidae. The transcript has 9 exons. Gene Ontology annotation, molecular function: zinc ion transmembrane transporter activity. The record is from RefSeq and is a predicted model, not a curated record. Gene Ontology annotation, biological process: zinc ion transmembrane transport; intracellular zinc ion homeostasis; detoxification of zinc ion. The coding region runs from base 321 to 1880 and encodes 519 amino acids.
AACUAAUUUUCUUCUUGUGUCAUUCAUAAUUACUUUCAUUCGCAGCUUCCAAGUUCCCGCGUGACGUCCAGUCCAAUCAUGUCCAACUGUCCGAGUAAUCUUGUCCUGAUUUUCUUGUUAUUACGCAAGUAGCCAAGUAUUGUGUGCUACUAACCUAUUUUUAAAUGCUUACUUUUAUUGUGUGAAAAACUUUCUCUUCCAUUUUGUCCUGCUAGGUACAGACUACAGACUACAGAAUUAAUUGUGCGAUAUCCGUGUAAGUUGAACGGCCAAAAUUCAAGCUGAUGUUUUAAUUGUGAUUUGCGUUAAAUUAAAUAAUAAUGAUAAAAUGUAUUUAUUCUUUUGGUCUUAGCAUUGAACCUUAUCCGCCCACAUACAUGGCGACACUGACGCGACAAAAAUACGUUUCAGAAAAAAUGGGGCGAUAUUCCGGAAAGAAAUGUCGCUUGCUUUCAAUGAUUGCCCUUACCACCAGUUUUUUUGUCAUUGAGUUGGUUGUUGGAUAUGUCACAAAUUCAAUGGCCUUAGUAGCUGAUAGUUUUCACAUGCUCAGUGACGUAGUUUCAAUAGUUAUUGCCUUUCUUUCAGUCAAGAUGUCGCCAAAGAAGUGGUCAAAGAAUACCUUUGGCUGGGCUCGAGCUGAAGUCCUCGGUGCCCUGGUUAACUCAGUGUUCCUUAUUGCUUUGUGUUUCUCUAUUCUAGUCGAGUCUCUGAAAAGAUUCAUUGAAAUUGAAGAAAUUCAUGAUCCUCAGCUUAUUCUUGUUGUUGGCUGUAUUGGCCUCUUUGUGAAUCUAAUUGGCCUUUUGCUUUUCCACGAGCACGGCCAUAGUCACGGAGGCAAAAGUCACGGACACAGCCAUGGAGGCGGUGGCAGCAGCCACGGGCACAGCCACAGUGAUGGUCAUGGUCAUGGCCAUUCACACCUUCAGCAUGGACAUUCUCAUCUUGCCCAGUUAGCCGAUAUUGACGACAAUGAAAACGACGCUGUUUACGAGCUUGAAAACUCGCCUCACGCCAAUUCCAAAACUGCCAAAACCAAAAAGUCCAAACCCAAAAACCUCAACAUGCACGGAGUCUUCUUGCACGUCCUAGCCGAUGCUCUCGGAUCGGUUGUCGUCAUUGUUUCUGCCCUCGUCAUUUGGCUGACGGAAUGGGAGUACAAACUGUACGUUGAUCCCGCUCUCAGCGUGGCCAUGGUCUGCCUGAUUAUGUGGUCCACUUGGCCAUUGUUGCACGAGUCUGCCUUGAUUCUACUGCAAACCGUCCCGACUCACAUCCAAUUGGACGACAUUCAGCGCAAAUUGCUUAGCCAAGUUGAAGGAGUUUUGGCAGUCCACGAAUUUCACGUCUGGCAGCUGGCAGGAGAUCGGAUUAUCGCUUCAGCUCACAUUCGGUGCCGCAAUCUGUCGGACUAUAUGAAAAUCGCCGAGAGGGUGAAAGAAUUUUUCCACAAUGAAGGAAUUCACUCGACUACGAUCCAGCCAGAAUUCACUGAACUUCCGGGAGACGAAAGCGCCAGCGAGACAGAGAGUUGCGCAUUGGAUUGCCCAGCCAAAGAGACGUGCGAAGCCAACACUUGCUGCGGUCCAUCCAAACAGGUAAAGGGCGUCGGCCAACAAAACCCGACCCUUGGUGACGGAAUUGUAGUUCUCGAGGAUGGUCGAGAGACUGAACAGUUACUGGAAAUCACUGCCAACGAUUGCCGUCAGCGUUCGACAGCCAACGGACUGGCCAACCGGAUCGCGGCGCCCAAUCCAUUGCCGAGAGCGGAUGAAAGCGGAGCGGACGAGUUGAUGCUGGCCAAUUCGUGUUGCGCCGAGCAAGAAGCGGCUCAUUCACGUUUGCUUCAUGACGUCAAUUCCAUUGCAAUCAAGGCCUGAUUUUUAUUCAACAGAAUCCAGCGAUCCUUUUGUCGUUUUUACCACAAGUU